Messenger RNA from Erythranthe guttata (spotted monkey flower), 1031 nucleotides. RefSeq lists its product as uncharacterized. The record is from RefSeq and is a predicted model, not a curated record. Lineage: Eukaryota; Viridiplantae; Streptophyta; Magnoliopsida; Lamiales; Phrymaceae.
UAUAUCUAUAUCUAUAUAUAUAUAUAUAUAUAUAUAUAUAACUAUUUAUGGAUGAAAUUUGUAAAAUGGAAAACACCAAAGAAGAUAUAUACGCGUGCCCUAGCUUUAACAGCUAUUCAUCAGACAGAUUAGCGGAAAUCGCCGGUGAAGUGGCGGCGGAGGAGAAUACAAACGACGCCGCACAGGGAGACCACAGCUACGACGACGAAGAUUUUGAGUUCACUUUGGUAAGCGAGGGUAAGGAGGUUUCAGCCGAGGAUUUCGCCGGCGACGGCCGAAUCGGACCGAUUUUUCCGGUAUUCAACCGUGACCUUCUGCGGUACAACGACGGCGGAAAUAGCCGAUUGGAAUCGAGAAUCGCCGUUCCGCUGGGUAAGCUUUUUAUUGAGGAUCGCGACGGUGAUGAUCCUCAGUCGUGCUCGUCGUCGGAAGCCGACGAAUUGGAGAGUGUUCCGGCCGGUACGUACUGCGUUUGGCGGCCGAAAGCUGCCGAGCAGCCGUCUCCAAGCCAUUGUAAGAAGAGCAAAUCCACCGGAUCUGCGUCGAAGCGGUGGAAGUUUCGCGAUUUGCUGCGGCGGAGCAAUAGUGAAGGAAAGGACAGUUUCGUCUUUUUGACACCGAAAAAUCGGGAGGAAAAAUUAUCUCCGGAAAUUCCGAAAAAAGCGAAGGCGAAGGUAGGUGGCGGCGGCGGCGGAUCCGCCGCCGUGAGGACGGGGGGAUCGCUAUCGGCGCACGAAGCGCUGUAUGUACGGAACAGAGCGGUGAAGGAAGGGGAUAGGAAGAAAUCGUAUCUACCCUACAGGCAAGACCUGGUAGGGUUUUUCGUCAAUGUCAAUGUGAACAACUCCGGUAAAAGUUACCUACACUUCUAGAAACUCUGGAUUAACACUUGUGAAUUAUUUUUGUUUUUUCUAUUAUCUAUUUUUUCAUAUCAAAAUUGUAUAUGCUUGCCAACAAUUACCCGGGAUUGUACCUUGUAUUGUGAUUAUUGAAUGAUUAUUAUAAUACAUUGCAAAUGCUUUUUAACUCCA